AUGAAUCCACUCGGCCACAAUGGCUUUCUGAUGAAGGCGGGAGAACACCUUCCGCUCGUUGCAGAUGGCCUGCGGUGCUACCACAAAUUCAAGGGCCAGACCGAAGCCGAAGAGCGAGCAAGAGCUUACUCGCUACAGAGAUACUUGGGGAAGGAUGGAGCGUUGGUCAAGGUGGCAGAGCUGCUGCCUGGGUCCAACCUCAUUGCCUCAGCGAUGUUAGACUUGCGGGGGCACCACCAAGAAGCCCAGGAAGCCCUGAAUCUGCUGAAGAACUGGCAGCAGUGUGGCAGCCCGGAUGGUCCACUAGCGAAGGUAGCUGAGAUGUUACCUGGAGUGGAUGUUAUUGCCUUUGGCAUCCACGUCCAGUCUGGGAACUUCGCGCAGGCACUCCGCAGCAUCUCCAAAACCCGCUGGACGACCAUUACGGGAGAUUCCGUGGUGAUCAACAUGAUGGUGGAGACGCUUCAUGGCUGGACGAUUACCAACCUAGAGGUGGUGAACCUGGAUGUCGAUCCGGUGGCAAGCUUCAUGUAUGGAGGUCUGCUUGAUGUGGUGAUGCUUCUCAUCGAGGCUCUUGCUGUCUUCAAUGCUCCCCUUGCCAGCCCUGACGCCACGCAGACCUCGUGGCGCCGCAUCGACGACCUGGGCGGAGGGCUCUUCCUCUGCGGCGCAGCGGCUCUCGACAACAGGGCCGAGUUGGAACGCCUCGGAAUCCGUUCAAUUCUGAACUGUGCUACAAAGGACAUCUAUGACCGAUCUUAUUCCGGAGGAGCACCUCUGCGCCAAAAAUUGGAAGGCUACAAUGUGCAAACCUUUGACGCCGAAGACAUCGAAGAGCAGCCCAUGACCGAUCUGUGGAAGUCAGGCUCCGAGUUCAUCGACAGCUCCCUGCAGACGGGAGGUGGUGUGGCAAUCCAUUGUGCUCAGGGCAUUAGCCGGUCAAGCAGCACCUGCAUCGCAUAUCUCAUGAUGAAGGAGAGGAUGACAUUGGAUGCUGCUUUCCGCCGCGUCUUCCAAGCACGGAACUACAUCCGCCCCAACCCAGGCUUCUGGCAACAGGCCCUGCGCAAGCAGUCUCUUGUGAUGGGGAGGGCUUUAGUGUUAGCAAGGGUCUUGCCCGGUUCGCCCGCACUGAGCUCAUAG
Symbiodinium pilosum is the source of this 1143-nucleotide messenger RNA. The record is from the annotation of a GenBank genome assembly. Lineage: Eukaryota; Dinophyceae; Suessiales; Symbiodiniaceae.